Messenger RNA from Gracilinanus agilis (Agile Gracile Mouse Opossum), 722 nucleotides. It is a transcript of the gene MS4A13, whose product is annotated as membrane spanning 4-domains A13. Gene Ontology annotation, biological process: cell surface receptor signaling pathway. The transcript is spliced from 5 exons. The coding region runs from base 13 to 666 and encodes 217 amino acids. The record is from RefSeq and is a predicted model, not a curated record. Gene Ontology annotation, cellular component: plasma membrane. NCBI's taxonomy places the organism in Eukaryota, Metazoa, Chordata, Mammalia, Didelphimorphia, Didelphidae.
GUCGUCCAGAUCAUGAUAAGCUCCUUCCACUUGUUUAUGUGGUAUUUCCUGUUGGAUCUUUAUGGCAAGCAACAAAAAGGACACUUUGGCAUAUAUAAUCCUGUAACCUAUAAAGUGCAUUAUCCAUCAUGGGCAGUCUUUUUCCUCCUGUCUGGAUGCCUCUCAGUAAACGAAGCAAAGAACUCCUCCGUCCAUUCAAGAAAGUUGGCUUUCUGUGGAAACGUUUUCAGUGCCUUGUUAGCAGUCAUUGGAAUCAUUCUCAUAAUCAUCGAGCAGUGUACAGAACAAGAAAUGUCCUAUAAAAAUUUUGGAAGAGCAGCGUUGGGAAAGCUGGUUUCCUGGCUUCUGUUAAUCACCUCGCUCCUGGAGUUCAGCCUCGCCUUUACCUACAUCUAUCACAUAAUCUGUAAUUGGGAUAGCCUCAUGAAUGACAUGGAUGACUUUUAUGUUGAAGAUAAAGUGGAGGAGGAAGACAGGGAAAGCCUGGAGGAGGUGAUGGAGGAGGAGGUGAUAAAUGAGUGGGAGGCAUCUGGGCAAAUGGGGAGAAGCGUGGAGUUGGAGGAGUUGGAGGAGGUGACAGAGGAAGAGGAGGAAGAGGAGGCGGUGGUGGCCAAGGAAAAGGCUAAAGGAAAAAUGGUGGGGCUGAAAAAACAGUCUGCCUUUUAGCAAGUGAGCACAACCUUGGGGGAAAUCCAGCGCUCCCUCCAGAAGAGGGACUUAUC